AGGAAAAAAGAACGAAGAAGUGCCGCGCUAUUUCCACUCGAAAGGGCCGUCGACGGUGAUUGCAGAGAUUUCCCGUUUGUGUAGCUGAUAAAGAGGCCCGCCCGGGCACUUGGCUAAUCGCAUAAGCGCAAGAGCUUCACUAUGUCAAUUAAGGAGAAGGACCUGUACCGCGACACACCUGUGCGAUAUUUAGGAUAUGCAAACGAAAUCGGCGAAGCGUUUCGACCGGUGAUAAAGAAAAUAUUCGUACACGCUAGCUAUGGGGUCGCGAUCAGCUACGUUUUGGCCGAUACGGCGGAUAAAUCGAAGAAGCAGUAUGUAAAACCGGAAAUACUAGGAGGCGGCCUUCGUGGCGCCGCCGUUGCAUCCGGCGAUACUUUGCUGUGGCAAAUGUUCGCCUCCGUCAUCAUCCCGGGAUUCACCAUCAAUCGUAUCUGCUGGCUAUCGAAGAAGGUACUGAAGGCGAACAAAGUGAAGGGUCCGGUUGCAAAGUGGGGACCAACGAUGCUUGGACUGCUGGCCAUUCCGUUCAUAAUACACCCGAUCGAUAGUGCAGUCGACUACGCCAUGGACAAUACCUACCGAAAGUAUGUGAAGUAGUUCCACGUUACAGAGUAUCACGGUACGAGGAUUGCGUUAACUUGCCUACACUACUAGAUUUCACGCUCAAAUAGUGGUAGCUUUAAUUCGAUGUGCAAAACGGGUUCGUGCCAACGGUUAAGGGAAACACUAGAAAUAGUCUAGAACCUUAAGUUCUCGGCGCACAACGACGUUGUUUAUUUACACUUUUAGAUGUGAUGCUGUUCACUGUUGCCGCGACUGCUAGAACAAGCGUUGUGCUAUCUUUAAGCAUUGAGUGAAUGGACUGUUCUAACACUGAUACGGUGUUUUAUUGCCGACAAUAAUAAAGCAUACUGUUGCC
Anopheles darlingi is the source of this 922-nucleotide messenger RNA. Its product is annotated as mitochondrial fission process protein 1. The coding region runs from base 142 to 600 and encodes 152 amino acids. Gene Ontology annotation, biological process: mitochondrial fission. NCBI's taxonomy places the organism in Eukaryota, Metazoa, Arthropoda, Insecta, Diptera, Culicidae. The record is from RefSeq and is a predicted model, not a curated record. Gene Ontology annotation, cellular component: mitochondrion. The transcript has 4 exons.